ACUUUCGGCGUAGGUAGGAGAAAAAAUAAUAUUAUAAAUCUGUGUAGAGCGUCGUGGCGAGAUGCAAUCAAAACGCUUUGCCUUAGUAGGUAAUUAGAGUCAAGUGUGUGUUCUAUUUCCCGAUGUUGUAUAUAUCAAAGGCUUGUAAGUUUCAUGGAUUUUAAAAUUACCUAAUUCUAUCGAAAUUACUUAACAUUUUGAGGUAUACUUCUCUACUACCUACCUACCUACUCAUGAAAUAAGAAGCUCCGGCCGGAUAUUAUGAAAGUGAUUGACAAGAGAACGGAACUACCAACAUGAUCAUCAAAAUGAAAACGACCUGUCUCUUUCGUUUAACUUAAAAAAAAAGAAACAAAACAUUUCAAAAAGAUCAACAGAAAAAUUGAGCCAAUCACACAACAUUAUUUGAAUUUCAUUCUAUCUUGUUGAUGCGUGGCUUCGUUACUUCGUUAGUGUUUCUGUAUUUGUAUCCGAGAGACGGUUUGUUGUUGUCUGGUGUCAAUAUUGUGUUAGUUCUGAUAAUAUUUUUGUGAUUAAUUUUGAACAAAUGAAUUAAAAUUUCUUAAUUAAAAUCCAGAGACAUUUAGCAUCAGUUUUUUUUAGUAAUUAAUAGAUGGUCAAGGAAUUCAUAGCGACGGCGGGUAACGAAUAUAUUCGUUGCGUGUGGUUCUGAUGUUAAUUUUAGAACAAAUUAGUGAUACUCGGUUAAUAUUACAGUAUGUCUACUCGUAGUGGUAGAAUUAGAUUGAGUGUUCGGGAGACAAGUCCGGUGCAGACAAGGAAAAGAGUUUCGCCGUCUCGUUCUCCCGCCAGAAGUCGAAAAAACUCCCCUCGAGCAAGGAAGGUAUCUCCUGCGCAUCCUGCUAAAAAAUCGCCCAACCAAAGAACUCCAACUAGAAAGUCGCCUAGCCGAAAAACCUCAACCAAUUUUUCUGUUCGCAAGUCUCCUGCUCGUGCUCCUAAAGAGGUAAAGCCUACAGCUGAGGUAGCACCAGAAGUGGUUCGGCAAUCACCUUCAAAACGCCCAGCUUUAAAAUCCAAUUUGUCUGUUAAACUAGAAGAUUUGACUGCCAAUUUUGAAAGCCUACGCAAUGCUCGUAACAGACGAAUCGAUUAUACGUUGAGAGAUGUUACAUCGACUAAUAGCCAGAUUAUAAUAGAAAGUGUGAAUGGAGUAGAAUCUAAAAAUUAUCACAAUCUUAGAAACAGAAGGUCAGUUGAAGAAUUACCCCCACGUAGAUCGAGUAGACUUCGGGAUUUUAUUGACAGAUUUGAUCAUGAUACUGCUGAUGGUAUACACAGUAUGGGCAGACAUAGUGUGAGUAAAUCAGUUAGUAAGAGCAAAUCAGUUGACACAUUCUCAGAUGAGGAACGUUCAGAGGAUGAGAGUAAAUCAAGGCCAAUUACAAGGAAGCUGGCUACACCAAUCAGAAGCAGUGUUAGCACUUUGAAACAAAUAUCAAGCAAAUGGGAAUUUGGUGGGAGAUUGGGCUCAGCAAUUUUAAUUUUCCUCAUACCAAUCACAGUGUUUGCUAUACUUAUUUCAUGUAGCAAUAAAUGCUCUACUAGUAUAGAUGUAGCAAAACUUAAGGCUUUCACACCAUGGUUCAGUUAUAAUUCUCUUGCCUUCAUCAUCGCCCAGAUUCUUGUACAAUCAGUGUUUUUAGCUGUGCCUGUAAUGGGAACGAUAGCUGAUGGCAUGGAUGGUACUGAUAGAAAAUAUUGUUUUAAUGGAUUUUCUGCUUCAUUAUUUACUGUAAAUACAGUAUUUUUAUUUGAUUACUUGAAAGUAAUAAACAAGAAUAUCCUCAUAAAUGAAUUUAUACAACUUUCUAUGAUUUCUUAUAUAUUAGCCAUUUUUUUGAGUAUUAUUUUGUAUCUCAAAAGCAAAGGACUGCAGGAGAAAGAGUUGAAUGCAUAUGGUAAAACUGGCUAUAUAUUGUAUGAUUUUUUCAUGGGUUGUGAAAUUCAUCCUCACAUCAAGGGAUUGAAUAUGAAAAUUUUGAUCUCCAGAAUCUCUAAUAUCACAUCUUUGAUUUUAACACUGAUUAUAUUCUCACGUGGCCUUCAACUUCAACUGGAAAAAAACGAUACGCUAACCUUAGAAAACUACAAAGAGAUCCUGAACAAAUUGCAUUUUCAACCGACAAUUCUGAUUUUUUCAUUGAUGCAAAUCAUAUACGCACUGAGUUUUAUUUUACGAGAAUAUAAAAUAACUAGUACUUUCUAUUGGCAGUCAGAAGGGCUGGGUUACCUUCAGAUUGUCUCUAGUGCUCUCUAUCCCUAUUAUUUUACCUCAAUAUCUAAAUAUGUAGCGGAUAAUAAUGUAAUGUUAUCAACUAAUGCUUUAAUCUUCGCUUGUCUCUUAUUCACAUUGGGAUUCUUUGUAAUGCUGGUUAGUAACAACAUUAAACAUGAAUUCAGGACAAACCCUCUUCAACCCAGCUUGGCAAAUGUAGAUUCAAUGCCGACUUUCCACGGUAAGAAACUACUCGUGUCCAACAUGUGGGGAUUCCUGCGUCACCCGAACUACACGGGCGAUAUUUUGAUUCAUAUAGCUUUAUCGUUGCCCGGGCUUCUUUCUGGACGGUACAAUGCCUCCGCCCCAGCCUUUUUAACUAUUUUAAUAUUGUUGCAUCGUUCCUGGCGAGAUCAUGACAGAUGUAAGAGACGUUACGGUGCCGCAUGGCAAAGAUAUUGCAACCGUGUGCCUUCGGUUGUCAUACCAAAAAUACUGUAAUUUUUUAAGCCACAGAUGGGUGACGACCGUUCGCUUAGGUUUAACUUUUUUUUUUCUUAAGCCCUACAUACAUCAAUAAGUAAUGGCCACCGAACUUGAGGCAUGGGAUCGGAGUCUAAAUUUUUUAGUAUAACGACUGGCUCGCCCUUCAAACCGGAACGCAUUGCUGUUUACGGUAGGAGUAGGAAUAGGCGGGAUAGUGGUACCUGCCUGUGGGAGCUCACAAGACAACCCACCGUUUGAAAUAUAUAUAAUAGUUUUGUAACGGCGGUUUCCCAAGGUACAUGAUUUUGCAGAUCGUCGCACAUCGGGGCUUUACGAAUAAAAUUACUAAAGACAAAAAGAUAAACGAUAAAAAAGUAUCCCUAUAAUGCACCUCUUGAAGCUACGACGGUUUUUGAUACGCUUCUGUCCGCAACAUCAUCCGCCAUGGGAAACCGCCUCUUUUCAAAAGUAAAUAAAGAUUUAGUUAUAAUCAUACUCAUGUAAGUAUCAUUCACAAGUAUUAAAAUUUUACUUAAUACUGUUAAUAAUAGUAGUAUGUUUUCUGGCCUAUUGUUCUUAUUUUUAGUAUAAAAUAAAUAUAGAUAAAAAGCAAAAAAAAA
Bombyx mandarina (wild silkworm) is the source of this 3345-nucleotide messenger RNA. It is a transcript of the gene LBR, whose product is annotated as lamin B receptor. Gene Ontology annotation, biological process: cholesterol biosynthetic process. Gene Ontology annotation, cellular component: nuclear inner membrane; endoplasmic reticulum membrane. Lineage: Eukaryota; Metazoa; Arthropoda; Insecta; Lepidoptera; Bombycidae. Gene Ontology annotation, molecular function: Delta14-sterol reductase activity. The record is from RefSeq and is a predicted model, not a curated record.